Molecule: messenger RNA, 678 nt
Organism: Naegleria lovaniensis
Lineage: Eukaryota; Heterolobosea; Eutetramitea; Acrasida; Naegleriidae
Exons: 1
Coding region: 1-678 (225 amino acids)
Source: RefSeq, a predicted model, not a curated record
AUGCGUAUUGCCCUGACACUUGUGUUGAUCCUGCUCUUGGGUGUGUCCGUUCAAUUGAUUCCAAGGACAUUCGUUCACGCAACCACAAGCGAAUGCAGACAUCCUGAAGAUGAAAACAUCAGAAUUAAAAAACCACCAGUGGUCCUUCAUUACGACAAUACCGAAGAAGAGUCUCUCAUUUCUGCUGAAACAACCAGUGAAAAUACUCUAAGAACAUUCGGGACACCACGAGUUCCAGUCGAUACCUCUCGUAUUGAAACAGCACUUGUGAGAGGUUUUUUAUCACAGCAAGCCAAUGAGUACAUCUUUUUGAAUCCUUAUCGUUAUAGUGUCACAGGUCCAACUAAUUUGAAUUUAAUAGAUCGACAAGCGUUUAAAGGAAGAGACUCUACUCCUUGUGUGGCUUGUCGAUUGGAUUGUUUGGGAUCAGGAAGUAUAUUUUCAAAAUGUAGAAAUCGAUAUUAUUAUUAUGGAUGUCGUAAAAAGGCUCCAUGUUUUAAUCCACUGACAGCUAAACGAACCAUUAUUGAAACUGGUAUUGGAAUUUGUAUUGAUAAGAAUGGAUGUGUGUUAAAAGCAACAGGAAUCAAACCAGGACAAGGAAGAUUUUUAUUGAACAAAGUUAUUAAGACUGUAAGACUCACUGACCUUGAAAUUGAUAGAAACGCUGAAUUGUAA